Messenger RNA from Anopheles bellator, 1631 nucleotides. Its product is annotated as glyceraldehyde-3-phosphate dehydrogenase 2. NCBI's taxonomy places the organism in Eukaryota, Metazoa, Arthropoda, Insecta, Diptera, Culicidae. Gene Ontology annotation, biological process: glucose metabolic process. The record is from RefSeq and is a predicted model, not a curated record. Bases 178 to 1176 code for a protein of 332 amino acids. The transcript has 2 exons. Gene Ontology annotation, molecular function: oxidoreductase activity, acting on the aldehyde or oxo group of donors, NAD or NADP as acceptor; NAD binding; NADP binding.
GAUUGCCUCACUACGCCAAUCGCACCAGGUGGCCCCUGCGAGCAUUUAAGCAUUUAAGCAUUUUACCAUUUUCUCACUCAGUUUUGUGUAGCCGACGUGUGCCGACGUAUCCCGGGAAAACCAGCAGCCUACGCGUUUUCUGUCGUUCGCUUGUGAAGCAUCAACUUACCAGCAAUAAUGUCGAAGAUCGGAAUUAACGGAUUCGGCCGCAUCGGUCGCCUGGUCCUGCGUGCCGCCCUCGCCAAGGGCGCUCAGGUGGUGGCCGUGAACGAUCCGUUCAUCGGUGUCGACUACAUGGUGUAUCUGUUCAAGUACGACUCGACCCACGGUCGCUUCAAGGGCGAAGUGAAGUCCGAGAACGGUAUGCUGGUGGUGAACGGUCAGAAGAUCGCUGUCUUCCAGGAGCGCGACCCGAAGACCAUCCCGUGGGGCAAGGCUGGCGCGGAGUACGUCGUUGAGUCGACCGGUGUCUUCACCACGAUCGAGAAGGCAUCCGCCCAUCUGGAGGGUGGCGCCAAGAAGGUCAUUAUCUCGGCCCCGUCGGCCGACGCCCCAAUGUUCGUCGUUGGCGUCAAUCUCGACGCUUACCAACCGUCGAUGAAGGUCGUGUCGAAUGCAUCCUGCACCACCAACUGUCUGGCACCACUGGCCAAGGUUAUCAACGAUAACUUCGGCAUCCUGGAGGGUCUGAUGACCACGGUGCACGCAACCACCGCCACCCAGAAGACCGUCGAUGGACCGUCCGGAAAGCUGUGGCGUGAUGGUCGCGGUGCGGCUCAAAACAUCAUCCCAGCGGCCACCGGUGCGGCCAAGGCCGUCGGCAAAGUCAUCCCGGCCCUGAACGGCAAGCUUACCGGAAUGGCGUUCCGCGUGCCAACGCCCAACGUUUCCGUCGUUGAUCUUACCGUUCGUCUGGCCAAACCGGCCUCGUACGAUGUCAUCAAGGAGAAGGUGAAGGAGGCCGCCAACGGACCGAUGAAGGGCAUCCUGGACUACACCGACGAGGAGGUCGUUUCGACUGAUUUCGUCGGCGACACCCACUCGUCGAUCUUUGACGCCAAGGCUGGCAUCCAGCUGAGCGACACCUUCGUCAAGCUGAUCUCCUGGUACGACAACGAGUACGGCUACUCCAACCGCGUCGUCGAUCUGAUCAAGUACAUGCAGACGAAGGAUUAAAUUCCUACGCCCUCUGCCUCCAAUAUCACCCACGCCCACCCUUUACCUCCUACUACAAGACGUGCAUGUGCAUGGGUGCGAGCGGUGCGGCCAUCAGCAGCCAUGCAUAAAUUAUUACUCUCGGUGCUCGCUAGGAAGAGCCACAUCGUUAAACGUAUUUGUCGCAUGUAACCGAAAACAAUACACACCUACAAACACCACACACAAAACCGUGAACUGUACGGACACUACGCGCCGGGCAGAGCCGCCGAUCCUCAUGCUCUCCCCGGGUGGGAGGAUCAGGAUACAGCAUAUGGUCGUUGCCCAACGCGCUAACGCGUCGUACAGUACACAGUUACGCACACACAAACAUACACGGACUCAUGCAGAAAUCCAAACGUUCUGUUUAGUUGGUAAGGUUUAAUGAUGUAUGAAACAAUAAAUUUAACUGCUAAAAUGUUACUAGAACAAACCAA